AUGAGUUCGGAGCAACACGAGAAUGAGCGCCCUCCGGUGCCCCCUCUGUGUGCAAACAACUGCGGCUUCUAUGGCAGCCCAGCGAGCCGCAACCUUUGCUCAAAGUGCUACAGGGAAUUUCUAAAGGCGGAGAGUACUGCAACAGCAACGGCAGCAGCUGCUGCGUGCAGGCGCACACUGCCACAGCAGCAGCCGGCUUCCACAGACACAGCAGCACCUGCUGCAGCAGAAUCUGCUUCACAGCAGACCUCCCCAACUCAGCCACAGCUGGUACCCACCGCGGAGUCCGCUGAUGUGGCAACGGCUGGGGCCGUUGCACCGACAGCAGCCGCUGAUGCCACACCAACAGCCGCCGUAUCAGCGGAGAGCUGCGGCAGAGAGUUGCAGGGGGCAAGUGACAGUGAUGCUGUUUCCGCAGGAUCAGCUCCGGCUGCAGUCCCUUCAACGGCUUCGGAGCGGCUGCCUGGUUCGGCAGCAGAUGCGGCAGAAGCUGCGGAAGCAGCAGCGACAGCUGCAGCGUCUUCUCCGAUUGAUUCUGCAGAUGCAGUCGCCCCGCCAUCGCCUGCCUCGGCACCUGCAGGGACAGCAGCGGGUUCUUCCCAAGGCAAAGGGAAGGCGUCGCGCUGCCAUAAGUGCAACAGGAAGGUGGGGUUGUUGGGGUUUAUGUGUCGAUGCGGCUUUGCUUUCUGUGGGGAACACCGAUAUGCAGACGCGCACGGUUGUCUGUUCGAUUACAAAGCAUUUGAAAGGGAGCAGCUGAGGAAGCAGAACAACAAAGUUGUUGCAGACAAACUGCAAAAGCUGUAA
Eimeria maxima is the source of this 807-nucleotide messenger RNA. RefSeq names its product AN1-like Zinc finger domain-containing protein, putative. The record is from RefSeq and is a predicted model, not a curated record. Gene Ontology annotation, molecular function: DNA binding; zinc ion binding. Lineage: Eukaryota; Apicomplexa; Conoidasida; Eucoccidiorida; Eimeriidae. Bases 1 to 807 code for a protein of 268 amino acids. The transcript has 3 exons.